UUGUGUGUUUUUAAUCAGAGAUACACUGUCUCUCUGUAUCUUGAUAGAUUUGACUGUAAACUUUUGAGCACAGGAUAAAGCCGAAUUGCCUGAAUUACAGAAGCUCUCUGAAUUAAAAAGAUUGAUUUCAAAAGCAAAGAAUACAUCAGGAUGGUAUCCUGAUGUAUUUUUUGCAUGGUCAUGAUACUUUUUCAAUAUUUUAAGUUUUUUUUUUAUAGCCCUUUAAAAUAAAUAACCUUAUUAAAUUAUUAUUUUUUUUUUCAAUAUCAAAUAAUAUAUAACUAACUGUUUAUUUUGCAUAGUUCAGGCUAAUUAAGGAGAGAACAGCAGAUAUAGGGUACCCUGCAACAUUACCUAAAUAUUUUCCUGUGGCACUGGAUAUUUUUAGGAAAUAUAUUAUUACUUGUGUGUUUAAUAUCUAUAAAUAUGCCCUUAAGGCUGCUAAAAUAUUGAUCUAUGGGCGUGGCACUCGUGUAAUAGGAAGUUGGCUCUCACUGAGUUCAAUCAACAACUGCAUAGCAUUAGGCAAUUCUUUUCUAUGUCCAGUAGAUGGUGAUAUUUACAUAAAGUAAAUAUGGAAGGAUAUGAUGCUGUUUAGGACACAGCAUUUUCUCUUUAUCUAGUCAACGCGAUGGAAGAAACGUAUUGAGGUAAUAGGUCACUAAAGGACCACCAUACCAAGGAAGUUGCUGGAGAGAUGUGUAGGAGACUGGAUUGUUUGGAAUUAUAAACAGAGGACCACACAGCACAUUUCGGACCCACUACCAGUUACUAUUCAGGCCUCUAGCUUCUCAAUCAUCUUCAACAUAAGCCGGAUACUUUUCAAUAAUGUUGGCUUUGAAUAACACAAAUUGCCUGGAACAGCCACUCUCCGCUGGGUUUCGUAAGCUUGGAAGGCUUGUCGGCAGAUUUCCUUGGUGGUUUCUUAUUAUACCCAUUGUUUUAUCUGUUGGAUUAGGAGCCGGAUUUAUGUUUUUACCUCAGAGGAAAUCUAAUGACAUAGAAGAGCAGUUCACUCCAGUUGGAGGACCAGCUAAGGAUGAGCGUAAAUUCAUAAUGGAUCACUUCCCAGUUAAUGACUCAGGACAGUUUUCUGCACAGAGGCUGUUUACUGAGGGGGCAUUUGCUUCUCUCAUUGCUGUCAGUACAUCAACAAAUGUCCUUGAUAUUAGCUCAUUUCAAGAGUUUCUCAAGCUGGAUAAGGCAGUAAGGAGCAUGAAUAUAACGAUAGUUGGAAGUGAAGUACAGCUUGGAUAUCAGCAACUGUGUGCAGAAAUUCAAGGUUCCACUUGCAUGGCACCUAAUCCACUCAUAGCUGAAGUGCAAGGUAACCCUGAGAGGAUAGAAAAAAUAGAUGUGACUUACCCCAUGUUUCUGAAUAAAACAUUCCUGGGAAUGUACCUUGGAGGUGUGAAACUGGGCCCAGCAGAUACAGUGCUAGAAGCCAAAGCCCUCCGGCUAGUGUAUUACCUGAAAGAGGACAAAGCAGAGGACCGAAACAACAGUCUUGUCUGGCUUAAUCACUUUAUUAAAACUAUUCCUCAGCACAUAGAUGAAUUACAACUGAAAAAUAUACAGGUAUCCUAUUUUACAUCAUUGUCACGACAGUUGGAAUUUGAAGGCAAUGCAAAAACUGUGAUCCCAUUAUUUUCUAUUACAUACUUUAUCACAAUAUUCUUCUCUAUUAUUUCAUGCUUAAGAUUUGACUCUGUAAGAAAUAAAGUUUGGGUUGCAGCAUUUGGAGUGAUUUCAUCUGGAUUAGCCGUGCUGAGUAGUUUUGGUCUAUUACUAUUUUGUGGAGUUCCCUUUGUCAUAACAGUAGCCAAUGCCCCAUUUCUUAUUCUAGGUGUUGGGGUGGAUGACAUGUUCAUUAUGCUUUCAAGCUGGCAACAAACAAAAGUUAAAAGAAAAGUAGAAGAACGAAUGGCAGAUACAUAUGCAGAAGCAGCUGUCUCAGUAACAAUCACAACUCUAACAGAUGCCUUAGCUUUCUACAUAGGGAUAAUGACUUCUUUUCAAUCCGUGCAAACCUUUUGUAUCUAUACUGGGACAGCCAUAUUAUUUUGUUUCCUCUACAACAUCACCUGUUUUGGGGCUUUCCUGGCACUAAAUGGUAGACGUGAGGAGAGUAAUAGACAUUGGCUGACUCUUACAAAAAUGAAAGAUCAGACUGAUAGUGAGCGUUCUUCUGUAUACAACGCAUGCUGUGUUGGGGGAUCCUAUGACCAGGAUACUGGUAAGGAGAUUGAACAUCCAAUGACUCUGUUCUUCCGUAAGUAUUAUGGGCCUUUCCUUACAAACAUCUGGACCAAGAUAAUUGUGAUUAUCUUAUAUUGUGGAUAUCUGGCCAGCAGCAUUUACGGAUGUUUUUAUGUCCAAGAAGGGAUUGAGCUGCGUAAUUUGGCUCCUGACAAUUCAUAUGUAGCUGCAUUUUAUGAGAAAGAAGAAUUAUACUUUUCAAUCUAUGGUCCUAGAGUAAUGGUUGUUAUUACUGAACAAGCAGAAUACUGGAAUAUAGAAACCCGGGACAAAAUUGAAAGCUGCUUUAAAAGCUUUGAAAAUAAUUCUUAUGUUGAGAAGACACUAUCUGAGUCGUGGUUGAGAACAUAUGUAAAUAUUGCUGAGAAAUAUAAAUUGAAUAUACGCACCCAGGAUUUAUUUGUUACACAUUUAUAUAACUUUUUUGCUAAUGCACCUAUUUAUAAACAAGAUGUUGACAUUAAAUCAAAGGAGAUCAUAGCAUCCCGCUUUUUCAUUCAGACUAUUAAUGUAACCACAGCAGUUGAUGAGAAAGAAUUGUUAAACCAGCUUCGAGACAUAGCAAGUAGAUGUGACAUUCCACUACUAGUGUAUCACCCAGCGUUUAUUUACUUUGAUCAAUAUGCUGUGAUAAUCCAGACUACUAUUGCAAACGUCCUUAUAGCUGCAGCUGCAAUGUUUCUUAUCUCACUACUGUUAAUUCCCAACCCUCUCUGUGCAUUAUGGGUGACAUUUUCUAUUGCUUCUAUUAUAGUUGGUGUUACAGGAUUCAUGACUUACUGGGAUGUUAACUUAGAUUCUAUAUCAAUGAUCAACCUUGUUAUUUGCAUUGGGUUCUCAGUUGACUUUUCAGCUCAUAUUUCAUAUGCGUUUGUUUCUAAUGUGAAAUCCAAUGUGAACGAGAGGAUGAUUGAUGCUUUACAUUCCCUUGGAUAUCCCAUUCUACAGGGGGCUUUAUCAACAGUUUUGGGUGUGAUAGUACUUUCUGCAGCAGGAAGUUACAUUUUUAGAACAUUUUUCAAGAUUAUGUUCCUUGUUAUUUCAUUUGGAGCACUCCAUGGUUUAGUUUUCCUUCCAGUGUUUUUAUCUGUUUUGGGCAGUUGUUGCACAAAAUGCUUUAAAACUGUAGUAAAAGAUAAAAAUGACAUAAAUGAUUUAGAGACCUUAAAUGCUCCUGAGCUUUUGAAAAACACACUAGUUACAACAUUUUGAAAAGCCAAUAACCUUAAAGGGACAUUAAACCCCAAUUUUUUCUUUGAUGAUUAAGAUGGAGAAUGCAGUUUUAAACAACUUUCUAAUUUACUUCUAUUCUCUAAUUUGCUUCAUUAUUUAGAUAUCGUUUGUUGAAGAAAUAGCACUGCACAUGGGCAAGCCAAUCAAACGAGGCAUCUAUGAGCUGCCACCAAUCAGCAGCUACUGAGCCUAUCUAGAUAUGCUUUUAAACAAAGGAUAUCAAGAAAAUGAAGCAAAUUAGAUAAUA
Molecule: messenger RNA, 3739 nt
Organism: Bombina bombina (fire-bellied toad)
Lineage: Eukaryota; Metazoa; Chordata; Amphibia; Anura; Bombinatoridae
Product: patched domain-containing protein 3
Exons: 5
Coding region: 829-3471 (880 amino acids)
Cellular component (GO): membrane
Source: RefSeq, a predicted model, not a curated record